GAAAAUGAUAUGUGACUAUCUGAAGCCUGUGACAUACCCUGAGCAUCACUAUGUUGCCAAGGUGGAUGAACCAGUUGAUCAGAUGGUGCUUGUCAAAGAAGGAACUAUGUGGAUCUACUCGUCGAAUACUAGUACUCCAUCCAAGAUCCAUAGGACGGUUGAGAACGGUGGCAUUUAUGGAGAUGAACAACUUCUGAGUUGGGUGUCGAAGGACACGCAACACGUCUCGUUUGCAAACCUCCCGAUCUCAAAAGAAAAUGUGAAAUGUCAUACAAAAGUGGUAGGGUUUGCUAUCGCGGCCCAGGACUUGAAAGAUGUCGCCACCAAGUGCAAAAUGCUUUGGAAUUACGAUGAUCUUCGAGAGGAGAGGGUGGCGAGCUCUACCACAGGAAGGACAUUCCGUCGAAACCGCAAUAACCCAAAUAGGUCGGCUACCGUAGGAGUAGGAGCUGCGACCUCGUCAAGAACAGGAAUUGAGUAUCUGCAGAUCGAGAAAACCUAAUGCUAAUCAUGCGCCGCCCGAGCUAGUCAUGCAGUGCCCUAGUAGCUAGUCAUAUGUAGACUAAUAUUUCUGUUAUGUUCUCUGUUCAAUAAGCUAAAACUUUCUGAUUCAAGCUACUGACUUAUUGGUCCUAAUUAACUUAGAACA
Messenger RNA from Rosa rugosa (rugosa rose), 649 nucleotides. Its product is annotated as cyclic nucleotide-gated ion channel 1-like. The record is from RefSeq and is a predicted model, not a curated record. Lineage: Eukaryota; Viridiplantae; Streptophyta; Magnoliopsida; Rosales; Rosaceae. Bases 5 to 502 code for a protein of 165 amino acids. The transcript has a single exon.